AGGAACAUGAGAAGCUUAUUGAUGCAUACUCUGCCUUAGAUCAAAAACUGCAGCGCCCACUGUCUGAACAUUCUGCGUUGGAGAUGACCAUUCAGGAGCUGAAGACAAGCUUAAGGAAGCAAGAGCGUGAUUAUACUGUUGCACAGAAGGAGAUCGUUGACCUCCAGAAAGAGGUGGCUGUUCUCUUAAAAGAAUGUCGAGAUGUUCGGUUGCGUUGUAGAUCAGUUUCUCGCUAUCACGAUGAUGAGAUGGUUGGUGGUCCCACUGUACCGUCGCUUUCUUCAUCCGGUUAUGAAGAUAUCAUAUCUGAACGGAUGUUAACAUUUAAGGACAUAAAUGGAUUAGUUGAGCAGAAUGUCCACCUGCGGAGUCUUCUCCGCAACCUUUCUGGCCAGAUUGAGGAGAAAGAAGCAGAGUGGAAGGAUAAGCAUGAGAGACAACUUCAGAUGCUUAAGGAUGAAACCACAUCUAAAGUUCAAGCAGUGUUACAAAGAGCAGAGGAACAGUCCCAAAUGAUUGAGUUACUUCAUAGCUCU
Messenger RNA from Striga hermonthica, 536 nucleotides. NCBI's taxonomy places the organism in Eukaryota, Viridiplantae, Streptophyta, Magnoliopsida, Lamiales, Orobanchaceae. The record is from the annotation of a GenBank genome assembly.